AUUGUCUAAUAUAUGACACUACUACUACUACUACUACUACUACUACUACUACUACUACUACUACUACUACUACUACUACUACUACUACUACUACUACUACUACUACUAUUACUACUACUACUACUAAUAAUAAUAAUAAUAAUACCAAUACUAAUAAUCGUAACAGUCAAUGA
Molecule: messenger RNA, 173 nt
Organism: Schistosoma rodhaini
Lineage: Eukaryota; Metazoa; Platyhelminthes; Trematoda; Strigeidida; Schistosomatidae
Source: the annotation of a GenBank genome assembly